Molecule: messenger RNA, 1347 nt
Organism: Cydia amplana
Lineage: Eukaryota; Metazoa; Arthropoda; Insecta; Lepidoptera; Tortricidae
Exons: 2
Coding region: 1-942 (313 amino acids)
Molecular function (GO): zinc ion binding; nucleic acid binding
Source: RefSeq, a predicted model, not a curated record
AUGGAGAAUAUUGCUAAAAUUCAAAUUGGGUUGUUGGAAGGGAAAUCAAAUUGGGAUACUUGGAAAUAUAAAGCCAUCAGUCUACUACGAACCGUCCCGCACGCGCUGGAAGUAGUGGAAGGCUCGUUCAAAAAACCCACAGAACCCGAAAGUCCGACAGAAGCAGGUGCAGUGUCCACGUACAAGACAGAACUAGACCGUUUUGUAAAAGCUGACGCGACUGCUCUGCUGAUCGUAACUACCAAUAUGAAAGAAGAGACACUUCGAAAGGUCAUGAGGUACACGAAUGCAAGAGACGUAUGGCUUGAGCUACAUAGACUAUUCGACGGCACGGACGACGACAAGUCCUACAAUCUAUGUAUGAGCUUUUUUGGCUUUAGAAAAGAUCCGGCAGAUGACAUAGCUACACACAUGUCAAAAUUGAAAAAUAUUUGGACGCAGCUUAAUCAGGAAAUAAGUAAGGACAAAACCAGUAAGCUUCCAGAACUGCUACUCCUUUGCAAGAUUCUCGAUACGCUUGACGAAACCUACUUUUCCUUCAGAAGCAGCUGGCUGUUACUGCCUAGAUCUGAACGAACUAUAGAAAGCCUUACAAGUCAUUUAUGUGCAUUUGAACGAGCUCUUCAGAGUAACAACGUACUUCAACAGGAAGCUCUCGUUUCAAAUUCCGGCACUACGUCUACUGCAGAGAAGAAGGACAGAAAGUUGAAAUGCAACUACUGCCAAGCUAUCGGCCAUCGAGUGAGAAACUGUCAGAACAAAUGUAAGAGGGAAGCUACAACGAGCAACCAUUCAAGAUGUUUGGUACGUUCCAGCCAUUUCGAAGAAUUUAUUCUCAGUACUAGCACUCCACGACAGAAUUCCGAACAGCAAAUUCGUAUCAACGACAAAAGAAUGCACCGUCUAUGUCAACGGAGAAGCGUGCUUAUUAGGAAGACGUGAGAAAGAAGGUGGAUUGUACAAAUUAGACGUAAAAGUUGUACAUCCUGAGAACCCCGCUGAAGUCUUUGCAACGUCCAAUACUAUGCAACUAUACCACGAGAGGUUUGCACACCAAAACAAGAGGCACGUGAAAGCUACAGUUAAACGCGAACUGGACAUAGAUCUUCCUCUUGAUAAGGAGUUGUGCGAAGGCUGCAUAUAUGGGAAAGCUCACAGACUUAAAUUCGGUACGAGAACCCGAGCUACCGCGCCAGGAGAACUCGUACAUACCGACGUUUGCGGACCAUUUCAACCAAGCUUUUCAAAAUUCCAGUACUACGUGUUGUUCAAAGAUGACUAUACAGGCUAUCGUAUGGUAUACUUCCUAAGAUACAAGUCAGAGGUUAAGGAUAAGCUCGCCUUAAU